UGAAGGAAACGCGUUUGCUCUCCCUAACAUUUGAGAUUUGAUCAAUCGGAAACAUUAGGACGUCAUGUCAUCGGAAUCCGGAGUCCCGUCAGCCACCGCGGCGGAGAAGAAUGAGCAAAAUCCUCCGGCGGAGGAAGCCGGCGGAGAGAACACCGUGAGUAAGAAGGCGGCAAAGAAGGAAGCGGCGAAGCAGGAGAAGUUACGCCGCCGCCAGGAGGAAGCCGCCGCGAGGGCUGCCGCCGCCACGGCGUCUCUUUCUGUAAAGGAUGACCCUCACUCCGACAACUACGGCGAGGUGACUCUGACGGAGUUGCAGUCGACGCCGGAUUCCGGCGCCGGGAAAUGGAUAGCGGCCGUCGAGGGGAGGGAGUGGACGGAGGUGAAGAAUUUAGUGGAGGGGAUGAAGGGUGAGGAGGUUCUGAUCCGGGGGAGAGUGCAUUCGACCCGUGCUGUGGGGAAGAACAUGGUGUUCUUGGUCGUGAGGAAGAGGGGAUUCACGGUACAGUGUGUGGCGUCGAAAUCGGAGGAGAAGAAAGUGAGCAGUACCAUGGUGGAUUUCGCGAGGCGUUUGAAUCGCGAGUCAUUUGUCGAUGUCAUUGGUGUCGUCUCUCUUCCUAAAGAGCCUCUCAAAAGCACCACACAACAGGUUGAAAUUCAAGUGAGCAAGUUGUAUUGUGUCAACAAAGCCUUGCCCACAUUACCCCUUAACGUGGAGGAUGCUGCACGAAGCGAAGUAGAGAUUGAAAGAGCUCUUCAGGCAGGGGAACAAUUAGUCCGUGUCAAUCAGGAUACACGUUUGAACAAUAGGGUUCUAGACACCCGAACACCUGCUAAUCAAGCCAUAUUCCGCAUUCAAUGUCAAGUUGAAACUGCAUUCAGGGAAUUCUUGCUGUCUGAGGGUUUUGUCGGAAUUCACACCCCAAAACUUAUAGCAGGAAGUAGUGAAGGGGGUUCUGCAGUGUUUAGGCUUGACUACAAAGGGACACCUGCAUGUCUGGCUCAGUCUCCUCAGCUUCACAAGCAGAUGUCUAUAUGUGGUGAUUUUGAGCGUGUCUUUGAGAUAGGUCAUGUCUUCAGGGCUGAGGACUCAUUCACACAUAGGCAUCUGUGCGAGUUCAUAGGUCUUGAUGUGGAGAUGGAGAUUUAUAAACACUAUUCUGAGGUAAUGGACAUUGUGGACCGUUUAUUUGUAUACAUAUUCGAUAGUUUGAAUGAGAAGUGUAAGAAGGAGCUAGAAGCUGUUGGAAGGCAGUACCCCUUUGAACCCUUGAAGUAUCUUCCAAAAACAUUGCGAUUGACUUUUGAAGAAGGGAUUCAAAUGCUCAAGGAAGCUGGUGUGGAGAUUGAUCCGCUUGGUGACCUAAACACGGAAUCUGAGAGGAAACUCGGCCAGCUUGUUCUGGAGAAGUACGGCACCGAGUUCUACAUCUUGCAUCGCUAUCCUCAGUCAGUGAGGCCAUUCUACACAAUGCCUUGUGCGGACAAUCCUCUUUACAGUAACUCUUUCGAUGUCUUCAUCCGAGGUGAGGAGAUCAUAUCAGGAGCUCAACGUAUCCAUGUCCCAGAGCUCUUGGAGGAGCGUGCUCAGGCAUGCGGCAUCGAUGUGAAGACGAUCUCCACUUACAUCGAUUCAUUCAGGUACGGUGCUCCACCGCACGGGGGAUUUGGAGUUGGGUUGGAGCGGGUGGUGAUGCUCUUCUGCGCCCUCAAAAACAUCCGGAAAACCUCGCUUUACCCGCGUGACCCUGUUAGGAUUGCACCUUAAGGGGAAUGAAUGCGUUUUUCGGGGCAAAUUUCCGAGAUUUCUCACUACAGGGUGUGUUACUAAUAAGUUUUUAUCGGAAAGACUUCCUUUUUGCAACAAGGUUUUGGAGGAUUACAACCCAUGUCAGAUGUGAAAACCGUGUUCAUUACGAAGAAGACCGUUGAAUCUGGUUGGGCUUUCCCUUA
Molecule: messenger RNA, 1950 nt
Organism: Tarenaya hassleriana
Lineage: Eukaryota; Viridiplantae; Streptophyta; Magnoliopsida; Brassicales; Cleomaceae
Product: aspartate--tRNA ligase 2, cytoplasmic
Exons: 10
Coding region: 65-1765 (566 amino acids)
Biological process (GO): aspartyl-tRNA aminoacylation
Cellular component (GO): cytosol; cytoplasm; aminoacyl-tRNA synthetase multienzyme complex
Molecular function (GO): RNA binding; ATP binding; aspartate-tRNA ligase activity
Source: RefSeq, a predicted model, not a curated record